AAGGAGUUGCUGCAACAGCAAAUGCUACAGUGACUGCUGCGCAUCCAGUAGCUGGAGAGGUGUGGGGAAGUACGCCCUCAAUAUUUCCUCUUCUUUAUUUCAUUUGGUAUGUUCUUUGGAAACAGGAAAGAAUCGGAGGCUGAAGCAGGCAAAAGAAGAAGCCCAGGCAGAGAUUGAGCAGUACCGCCUGCAGAGGGAGAAGGAGUUCAAAGCUAAGGAAGCAGCGGCACUUGGAUCUCAUGGCAGCUGCACCACUGAAGUUGAGAAAGAGACUCAGGAGAAGAUGAGUGUGAUCCAGCAGAACUUCCAGAAGAACCGUGAGGUGGUCCUCUCCCAGCUGUUGUCGCUAGUUUGUGACAUCAAACCUGAAAUCCAUGUGAAUUACCGCAUCAAUGGGUAGUAGUGGAAGAAGGAAUGGGCAUACUGGAAAUGCUGGUAGUAAUGUCUGAGCUUCAAGUGGAAUGUACAGCUCUUAGCCAUACCUUCACUGUUCUGUGUUAAAUUAUUUCAUUGAGUUGUAGGUCAUCAAUAUCUUGUUGGAGUUCUGUUAGUUUCUCUCCUGACACAGAUUCAGAGCUUAUUCAAACAUUAAAUGGCCAUGUCUCAAAUCUGUGUUAAGUUAUUAAAUAUAUAUUCAAGUUGGCACAUUAAUGCUCCCUUUUUAUCUGGAUAGUAUUCAGUGAGAGGCUUUCAUCUGAGA
Molecule: messenger RNA, 700 nt
Organism: Pelecanus crispus (Dalmatian pelican)
Lineage: Eukaryota; Metazoa; Chordata; Aves; Pelecaniformes; Pelecanidae
Source: RefSeq, a predicted model, not a curated record